AAAGAGAAGAAGCUUCCGUGAAUCAUAGUGGAUGAAAGAGUGAAGGCGGAAUGUGAUUCUGUCAUCUUUUUUCCCAUUCACAUGAUUUGAAGGGACGAGGAUGAAUCUUCUAUCAGCAGUUGUCCCAACACGGCGAGUGUAGGGGUCACCGCUGGCUUCGUGGGGGCAGCUCUUGGGAGCUCUGGUGUCCCUUCGGGCACGGGUCCCCCACCCAGCCUGCCCCUACGUAUGCACGGUGCUAUUCGAAGAUUCAAAGAAAUGGGAUCGAGUAGCGUUAACUUAGCCCCCGCUGAGGAUGGAGAUUGUUCGGCGGUGAUCACACGACGAAGGAGAACUUCAUCGGCUGGGGGCAUCGGUGGCCGCCCCAGCGUCGGCUACCGACUAGGGCGCAGAAAAGCUCUUUUCGAAAAAAGAAGAAGAGUGAGUGAUUAUGCCCUCAUUAUGGCUAUUUUCGGAAUCGGAGUGAUGGUCGCAGAAACUGAAUUUUCAGCUGCCGGCAUCUACAGCAAGGCUUCUGUUUUCUCUAUUGCUCUGAAGACAAUAAUAUCCGUCUCAACAGGUUUUCUCUUGGCUCUCGUCUUGACCUAUCAUGCCCUCGAAGUUCAGUUGUUCAUGAUAGACAAUGGAGCUGAUGACUGGAGGAUUGCGAUGACGUGGCGUCGAAUCUCCAACAUUCUGCUGGAGGUGGCCAUCUGUUCGAUUCAUCCUCCACCAGGAGAAUUCUACUUCCUCUGGGUGACCAAACUUCCCAACCACGGCAAUAGGAUUGCUUCGAGGCAGGUGCCCGUGGACGUGAUGCUCUCCCUCCCCAUGUUCUUGCGCCUCUAUCUCAUCUGCAGGGUGAUGCUGCUCCACAGUAAGUUGUUCACGGACGCGUCCUCGAGGUCCAUCGGAGCACUCAACAGAAUCGAUUUCAAUACGAGGUUCGUGCUCAAGACCCUCAUGACAAUUUGCCCUGGAACGGUUCUGCUCGUUUUCAUGGUCUCUCUCUGGAUUAUCGCAAGCUGGACCCUCAGGCUCUGUGAGAGGUAUCACGAUCCAGAACAUGCGAAUUUGCUCAAUACGAUGUGGCUCACUGCCAUAACAUUUCUUUCUGUGGGUUACGGUGAUAUAGUUCCCAACACUUACUGCGGCAGAGGUAUAUCUGUCAGUACUGGCCUUAUGGGUGCUGGCUGUACCGCUCUUGUGGUGGCUGUUAUAGCACGAAAGCUGGAACUGACACGAGCUGAGAAACACGUUCAUAAUUUCAUGAUGGACACUCAGCUUUCGAAAAGACUAAAAAAUGCUGCAGCAAGUGUAUUGAGAGAAACGUGGCUCAUAUACAAGCAUACAAAACUCGUGAAGCACGUGUGUCCUGGAAGAGUGAGACUGCAUCAGAGGAAGUUCCUUCUGGCCAUCUACACGCUUCGAAAAGUGAAGUUGGAACAGAGGAAACUAAUGGAUAACGCCAAUACCAUAUCAGACAUGGCAAAAACCUCCAACAGCAUUUAUGAGGUUGUAAGUGACCUAAGUCAGCGCCAACUUUCUCUGGAGGAUCGUCUUCAGAGUGCAACGGAACGCAUCAUAGCCAUUCAGGAGACGCUGGAUACUCUUCCAGACCUCAUCAUGUGCAGAAUCCAGGCAAUUCGAAAACCGAGUUAUCAUCAUCCAGGCACGGGUCCUUCCUGGGCAAGCAUAUCAUCUGUCAAUUUGCCAACACCACAGAGGCGAACCAGCACCUUAGGAUUGCCAACCAAUGUUCCGCGAUCAGGUUCUGCGAACAAUUAAGAGAAUCGAAUACUAUAACAACGAGUAUAUGUUGGUGUUCCUUUUUUGUUUCAUCAACUUUGAAUAUUUUGUUUUGAAUUCAUUUUUUUCUUCUUCAAAGAAUGCCAUUUUUUUAAAAUCGAGACUAAAAAAUAAGAGCAUUUCAUUUGUUACAUAUGGAACAUUUUAAAACCAGAUCAGUCCGAUUUCAGGAUUAUUAAGAGGCCGUCCGCAAGUUAUGUGAGGCUGAAAGGUGAGGGAAAGAUUUAUGAUAAGAGAAAGAGUUUAAAGAGAGAAAGUUUAGAGUUGGAUUAAAAUAAAAAAAAUAUUUAAUUAAAAUUUAAUAAAAAAUAUUUAAUAAAUAUUAAAUAUUAAAAAUAUUCAAUUUAAAUAUUUUUACAUACAUUUUUUUAAAUAUUUUUUUUUCAUUUUGCAUUUGUUUUAAAAUGAUGACAAUUCUGUUUUCUUCCUAGGAUUUUGUUUCGUUGUCUCGUUGGGUUUUUUUUUCUUUUUUUUAUCGAAAACAUCUGAUGCUGAUUAAGGUUUAAAUUAGUCCUAGUUAAUAGUUUAAAACUAAAAGGAAAUUUCAAGUAUUUUUGCUUUUAAGAAAAUGUCGGGUAGAUCAAUUUCCUAAAAUUUGAACAGUUUAAAGAGAAAGUCUUAACGAAAUAAUGCAAAUUUUAUUUAGAACUCCAACAUAAUACUGUUUUCAAUUGCCCUUUUAUAAUAAUAUUUUAUUACUGUUUUUUAUUGUAAAUCUUUUUCUUACUUCUUACAAAAUAAGUAAACAUUAAUGCACGUAUUUUGAUUGCAUUUAUUUUAAUUAUAAGUCAUUGUUAUUGUUAUGGUCCAUUAAAACAUUUGGUUAAAGUUUAAAAAUAAAAUCUGAGAUAUAAUCUAGUUGGAGAGAGGUGGACAUGGGGCUAAAGCGAAUAACGUUUUUUAUUGAUUGGUCUCUUUGAGAUCUCGUAAAUUCACAACAACACUUCCGUGUGUAGAUCCCUCUGGGAAUAUAGACUUUUAAAGGGCAAAAAUAACUUUUCUUUACUCUCUUUACUUAGUACUUUUAUUAGCGUAUUUUAUUUUACGAAUUUCAACUGAAGGUGAUAACGUACAAUAAAUGAUACAGUGUUGUACCUAUUUUAAUAUUAACUUUUGAUCUCUAUAGUGUCAAUUAAUCAGUGUAAUGCAUGAAAAAAAAAAGAAUGUCUUCGUUGGGCUAAUGUAGGCACACGGAAUAGUGCGGACGUGGUUUAUGUGGAUUUUUUCGUUUCAAAGUUUUCAAUAUUAUUUUCCUUUUUUUUAACCUCAACGAUAUGAGAUCGAUAUGUAUAAAUUUAAACUUCUUGACUACAUUGACUCAAUAAGAAUUAACGACUAGUGAAGAUUUUUUUUAGUAAAAUAAAAAAAAACAGUGUUAUGUUAGUGGAAUGGAAGAUGUUUAUAGAUUUGGAGAUUAUGACGUUCAUAUAUAAAAACGUUGGUUCUUCUCUAGAACAAAUUGUUGCCAAACUUCCGUUGCCAAUGAAUUGCAUAUCAAUACGCAUGCGUUUUAUUGCUUUGAUAAAAUAAAAAAAAUUCCAAACUUCUAUAAAGUAAACCAAACUGAGUAAUGGUUUUCAAAUGUAUUUGAUUUGUAUACAAAAUGUCUUUCUUGGUAUAGUGAAAUGCUUUACACAUUAGUAUUUUAAUUAAUAAGUGUCAAAAUUUAUUCUUCAAUAAGGCUUAGAUUCUUAUAUAAUUUCAUUUUAGCAUUAGAUACACUUUUUUGAAUUAUAUUUAAUGUCGACCUAACAAAUUAUCAAGUUUGUCCACACUACAGCCCCGUUGUAGCAAGCCUUUUUUUAAAAAAGAAUUGUAUCAAAAACUAAAGAAAUUUUUACAUCCAGAUUUAAACUAGAAUGCAGUAAAACGUCCGUAAAAAAAAUUCAUCAGA
Parasteatoda tepidariorum (common house spider) is the source of this 3682-nucleotide messenger RNA. RefSeq names its product small conductance calcium-activated potassium channel protein. The record is from RefSeq and is a predicted model, not a curated record. Gene Ontology annotation, cellular component: membrane. Gene Ontology annotation, molecular function: small conductance calcium-activated potassium channel activity; calmodulin binding. Lineage: Eukaryota; Metazoa; Arthropoda; Arachnida; Araneae; Theridiidae. Gene Ontology annotation, biological process: potassium ion transport.